Molecule: messenger RNA, 507 nt
Organism: Emiliania huxleyi CCMP1516
Lineage: Eukaryota; Haptophyta; Isochrysidales; Noelaerhabdaceae
Exons: 3
Coding region: 1-507 (168 amino acids)
Biological process (GO): lipid metabolic process
Molecular function (GO): glycerophospholipase activity
Source: RefSeq, a predicted model, not a curated record
AUGAUCCGACCCGGCCCCGUCGACGUCAUCCACGAGGUUGGCGACGCGACGCCGCACCAGAUGCGCACGCUCUACCUCAACUUCGACCAGCCGCAGCUCGCCGACGCCUUCGGACGCGGAGGCCCUCUCCGGCUCCUCCGCGUUAACACCGGCCACUCCUGCGGCGCCUCGCUCGCGACGCUGAUGGCGGCCGAGUGGGCGGCCGACGGCUCCCUCUCCGCCCUCUCGCCGCCGCCCCUCCUCUACAGCUUCGCGGGCCCGAGGGUGGGAAACGCCGCCUUUGCGGCGAGCGCGGACGCCACCCUCGCGCGGCGCGGCCUAACGCUGUGGCGCGUAGUCAACCAGCGCGACUCGAUCCCGCACGUCUGGCUCACGCCCGACUCGGGAGGCACCGAGGCGGAGGUGUGCGCAGCCGGAUCCUGCAAUGACGCCGUGCCCGGCUACAGGCUCUCCAUCCUCGACCACACCACCUACUUUGGGGUGAGCUCUGCGGGAUCGAACUGCUGA